AUGCUAGUCGCUGCCCCCUUGCUUGAAUCAAAAGCGGUCAAAAACAAGCGCAAUACUCUUGCAUAUUUGGGCUACAGAUCCCUUGUCGAGGAAGAUCAGACUCUGGAUAUUCUGCAGGGUGUGUUGGUAAUCGUUGCUUGGGCACACAAGUCCUGCAUUGAUAAUAGUCAGGUUGUCAAUCUGACAUAUCUAGCACUUGGAUAUGCUCACGGUUUGGGGAUCACACAAAAGUCUGUCUUGCAUAAAAAUAUCGCAGAAAUAUCGCCAGACUCAGAAGAAAGAGCACCGCAGGAUAGGACGCAUUUGAUAGAAGAACAGCGCACUGUUCUUGGUCUUUACUGUGUCUUAUCAAUGCAAGUAUGCCGAUUCACCAUGAGUUUCUAUCUAACAGAUCGCAGUAUAACUACAAGACAGUCACGACGAAAUCCCCUUGAUACACCAUACAUCGAAACAUGUCUCAAAAACAUCGGCCAAUCCCCAGUUGAGACAUCUGAUUUUGUAGCAGCGCAUAUUGUCCAUCUUGUUCGCAUGAGCGAGAGGCUCUUAGAAGGAUUCGGCGAGCCGCAUAAAAGGACAUUAUCUAGGCCUUAUGCUUUCCUCCUCGAAGGGACCGGAAGGCAUUUUCAUACUGACCUUAAUCGCUUGGCGGCAUUAGCCACUUAUCCCAGUCUGGCGAGUUAUAGCCAGAUGUUCGAACUUCAUCGUCUAUAUCUCUUGGUGCGGAUGUAUGAGCCUGCUAUUGUCGUAGCAUGCCAUCCUGAUGAAGGCGUGCUUCUGUUUGUCUUCCUGCUGAUAUGUUUACGCAACUGCCUUGACACCAUGCGAUCGUUUUUCGACCUGUUCCUGGAGUUGCCUGUUGAUCUUAUGCUGCGCUAUUCAAUAAUUACUUCUGAUCAUGUCAUAUUCGUCACGCUACAGGCAGUAAGAUUACUUCUCAUUGAGAUUCCUGACUGGGAUGUUCAGUCUGCUCGAGAGAAGCUGGAUAUAGGGGCUGUGCUGGAUCAGAUCGUAUCGCGUUAUGAAGAGGCAGAUGUCUUGCGUGAGGGAGCAGUGAGAAAGUUCGGCAACUCUACGCAAUCAGAAGAACACUCGGAUAAGAUGAGUAGUCUCUCAAAACUAGCACGGGAGAUCGGGCUGCUAAAAUACUGGUUCGAAGCCAGGACUCGGGGGAAACGGACUGAGGAUGUUUUGCCAAUUGAGCUUGAGAAGGAUGAGUAUCAGGAUAGGCUGCGACCAACGUGGUCUGUAGGUCUUUUGGAGGAUAUCGACUGGAACAUUGGCUAG
Molecule: messenger RNA, 1284 nt
Organism: Fusarium sp. VM40
Lineage: Eukaryota; Fungi; Ascomycota; Sordariomycetes; Hypocreales; Nectriaceae
Source: the annotation of a GenBank genome assembly